Stegastes partitus (bicolor damselfish) is the source of this 2367-nucleotide messenger RNA. RefSeq names its product kelch repeat-containing protein (gene krcp). Gene Ontology annotation, molecular function: protein binding. The record is from RefSeq and is a predicted model, not a curated record. NCBI's taxonomy places the organism in Eukaryota, Metazoa, Chordata, Actinopteri, Pomacentridae. The transcript has 13 exons. Bases 135 to 1796 code for a protein of 553 amino acids.
UACACACAGCGGUGGCGGGAGAGAGCAGGACGGAUAUUAACCAACGUUUAAAUACUUUAAAUAGCGUCGAAACAAAGGAAGAUACGUAGGAAUAGGUUUGGAAUUGUUUGUAUUUUCUGGAGGAAAGCGCAAAGAUGGGGGACUUCGGAGUUUAUGCGGUUUUUGGGGUGAACGGUCCGCCUCAGAAGCUGCUGAGUGCUCAAGGGUCGUGCAGGGUGGCUGUUGCAGUUCCUUCGACUGUCCGCCAGGUGGUGCUGUUCAGCAGCGGCCCGUGGGGGGACAGAGUCUGCGUCAACGCGGAGCUCAACGACGCUGAUCGGAUCCCCAUCACCAUCGGAAAACUGACUCCUUACAACAAGUGUCUGUCCUGGGAGCAGUGGGAAGAGGAGACGUGGACGGACAGCGUCACACUGAAUGUCUCUCUGGAGGGAUUGAACCUGACGACAGCAGAUUGGAGCGAACCAGAGCUCAUCCUGGCUGUGAAGGAGUACACACCAAAGGACGCCGCUGCUCCCCCGACAGCCCGAGACCUCAAAGGCAAGAGGAAGAGGGACGAAGGAGAAGACGAGGACAACAAGGUGAACAAGACAGGAGAAGACGAGAACACGUGUCCAAAUGGCGCCGUGGAGAAAACCACACCUGUGCGAAAGGCCAAAGGUCAAACCAAAGGCCGCCAGAAGCUGUUUGGUAGUGGAGCAGCUAAUGGAGCAGGAGAGACGCAGGGGAUUGUGGGAAGAACGCCUCCUCAGAGCGCAGCCAGGACGAAGAGUAGGCAGGCCAAGACUCCCACACACAGCGCUCCUCUGCUCAGCCCGUCGGGUCGCUGGGGUCAGACUUUAUGUCCCAUCGAUGCUCAGACGGCAAUUCUGAUUGGAGGGCAGGGAGCCAGGAUGCAGUUCUGCAAAGAUCCCAUGUGGAAGCUCUGCACGGAGGACUUGUCCUGGGUGGCUGCAGAGACUCUGGCAGAGGGUCCGACUCCCGAGGCCAGGAUCGGUCACACGGCCGUCUACGACCCCGACACCAGACGGAUCUUUGUGUUCGGAGGCUCCAAGAACAAGAAGUGGUUCAAUGAUGUUCACAUCCUGGACACGCAGAGCUGGAAGUGGACCAUGGUGGAGGCUCAAGGUAAGGUUCCUCCCCUGGCCUACCACAGCUGCAGCAUGUUUCGGGGGGAGCUCUUCGUGCUGGGAGGGGUGUUUCCUCGGCCCAACCCGGAGCCCGACGGCUGCAGUGACUCGCUGUAUAUCUUCGACCCUCAUCUCUCCAUCUGGUACCAGCCCAUCGUCACAGGAGACAAACCCUCACCCCGCUCAGGCCACUCUGCAUGUGUGAUGCAGGAGAGGAAGAUCUACGUGUUUGCUGGGUGGGACACUCCUGUCUGCUACAAUGAUAUGUACAUGUUGGACCUUGGUCUGAUGGAGUUUUCUGCCGUCAAAACAAGUGGGAAAGCCCCUUCUCCUCGAAGCUGGCAUGGCAGCGCCGUGCUCUCAGACACAAAGUUCCUCAUCCACGGCGGCUACAACGGAAACAACGCCCUCAGCGACGCCUUCGUCUUUGAUAUCGACACCAACAGCUGGACGGAGGUGACGCUCCCCCAGCUGUCCGCGCCCAGGGCGGGCCACUCCAUCAUCACCAUGGAGACAGCCGGUCGCCGCCGUUUCCCAGAGGACGGCGAAGACGCGGACGCCGGCUCCGUCGGCAGAACUCUGCUGGUGUUCGGAGGCGGAGACAACGAGGGCAACUUCUACUCCGACCUGACGACUGUCGCUGUGGAGGAGCUGCUCGGUGCUAUUUAAGGAGGGUGAGUCAGAGGUGAAUCCUCACUGCCUGACUGGAUGUGAAGCUACUUCGACUCCCCCACACCUGCCUUUAUUAUUUAUAUACUUAGAGGGUUUUUUUGUUGUUGAAUGUGCCCUUUCUUUUACAGCUAUGUGCUUCGAAAGGUUUAUUUGUGAAAAUCAUCUACAUAUAAUGCUAAUAGAGAUCUCAAAAGCCGAGCUGCAUUACUGCUUUUUAAAAUCCAAUAAAACAGAGAGAUGUUGUCUGAUUCAUAAAAACCAUCCUCUUGAUUCAAAACAUCAAGUAAGUUAAUUUUAUGUACAUAUGUUUAAAGCUUCUAUUUUUUUCUCAGGUAAAACUUUUGUUUCGAUUCUGUUGUCUUCUCUGUUUAUGAACAAAUGAGACCUUUAGUGCUAAUUUGGAACAUGGUACCUCCAGAUUGCUGCAUCACCUGUAUUCUAUCAUGUUCAGUCACAUUUUGUAUUCGUCAUCUCAGUGAAAACCAAAAUCUCAGUUCCUGUUGCUGUGCUGUUGCGCUUCUGUUCUUGUUUAAUAAACGUUUGCCUUUAGAGCAGAAUCUUCCUUUAA